GAGCGCUUCAAGGUCAUGGCGUCGGUGGUCGGUGCCAUCACCUCGGGGCUUUGGGACUCCGUCUUCUCGAAGGCUGUCCAGAAUGGCAAGGGCCAGGACUACGCGCCGCUAUGCGAGAAGGUGAGAGACUCCUUGGACCGGUGGUCGAUGUCGUCUGCCACUGGUGCGACGCCAACACCGGCGUCGGAGUCCAAGCCUGACACUACUGAGGCGGACAGCGAGGCCCACGUCGAUGGCGGCGCCGAUGGUCCUUCUACUUUCAGGAUCGAGACUCCGGACGAACGGCGUCGACGUGUUUUGCGCAAUGCCGUGCAG
Molecule: messenger RNA, 315 nt
Organism: Symbiodinium necroappetens
Lineage: Eukaryota; Dinophyceae; Suessiales; Symbiodiniaceae
Source: the annotation of a GenBank genome assembly